CCACACCCAAAGUGCUCUCUUUUCUCUCUCUUCUUUGGAAAAGCUGAAAGCUUUGGAUUUUUGGCGACUUAGAUCUCUCCCCCGACGAGAUUUCUUUUGAGAUGCGUGCUCCUUUAGGGCUUUUCUGGCUCCUCCCUUUUAUACCCCUAAACGAGGCCGUUCCUUCUCCCCCUCCCUCUCCCUUGUACGCUUAAUAUUACAGAUCCGGAGAGAGAGAUAUGGCGGAUGGGAGAGAGAGACAAUGUGGGUCGACACUGUUUAGCGCAGAUGAGCUCAGAGAGAUAAGUGGGGUCAAAAUAGGGGGAGAUCACGUGGAAGUUAUGUGUGGUUGUACAAGCCACCGAUAUGGCGAUGCUGUUGGCAGACUUAAGGUUUUCUCUAACGGCGAUCUCGAAAUCACCUGCGAAUGCACUCCCGGCUGCGACGAAGACAAGUUAACUCCGGCUGCGUUCGAGAAGCAUUCGGGGAGAGAGACGGCAAGAAAAUGGAAAAACAACGUGUGGGUGAUCGAAGGUGGCAAGAAGAUUCCUCUUUCAAAGACAGCAUUGCUCAGAUACUACAACAAAGCAUCAUCAAAGAACAACUCAAAUGGUUCAGACAGAUGCAAUGGCACCCAUAGAGAUGAGUUCGUUCAGUGCCGCAGAUGCCGAAAGGAGAGAAGGUUCAGGUUGCGGACCAGAGAAGAGUGCCGUUUGCACCAUGAUGCACUGGCCGAUCCAAAUUGGCAAUGCUCUGAUUUCCCGUAUGACAAGAUAAGGUGCGAGGAGGAGGAAGAGAGAGGGAGCAGGAAAGUGUAUAGAGGAUGCAAGCGUUUGCCGACAUGCAAAGGAUGCACAUCAUGCGUUUGCUUCGGCUGCCAUUUCUGCCGUUUCUCGGACUGCAGCUGCCAGACUUGCCUCGACUUCACGACCAAUUCCUCCAAAGCUUGAGCCUUUGAAACUGAGGGCUUAUUACCUUUUCUUCCUAAUUCUGUGUUUAUGUCCUCUGCUCGUUAUUCUUGAGCUGCUGUUAGGACAGUAAAGAAAGAGAGAGAAAAUGAAAACCAGAUGAGGAAGACAGAGGAUUUUCCUUGAAUCCAUACAAGCCUCUUUUGGAAGAAGAUUA
Molecule: messenger RNA, 1104 nt
Organism: Tarenaya hassleriana
Lineage: Eukaryota; Viridiplantae; Streptophyta; Magnoliopsida; Brassicales; Cleomaceae
Product: protein ULTRAPETALA 1-like
Exons: 3
Coding region: 219-929 (236 amino acids)
Cellular component (GO): nucleus; cytosol
Molecular function (GO): DNA binding
Source: RefSeq, a predicted model, not a curated record